Molecule: messenger RNA, 1238 nt
Organism: Protobothrops mucrosquamatus (brown spotted pit viper)
Lineage: Eukaryota; Metazoa; Chordata; Lepidosauria; Squamata; Viperidae
Gene: CFAP298
Product: cilia and flagella associated protein 298
Exons: 8
Coding region: 209-1081 (290 amino acids)
Biological process (GO): regulation of cilium movement
Source: RefSeq, a predicted model, not a curated record
UUUGAGUGACGGGGGAGUUGUGGCGUUUCGACGAAGUCGUCGCCGAGCUCCUCUCUAGGAUUGGCUUUCAAGGACGAAGGCUUCCUGGGUCACGGGUUGCUUUUCGUGCACCGGGCGGGGGAAUCUCCGAGUCCCGCUGUUGCCGCGCGUCUGCCGGGCGAAAGGGGAAGUUCUUCCAGGCUUAGUUUAUAGGUGGACCGAUCCAGAAAUGGUUCUGCUUCAUGUGAAGCAUGGAGAUGAGAGCCAAUUUCUCCUGGAAACAACAGGUAACGUUUCCGUUGAAGACUUAACGCAGGAAGUGACCAGGAUCUACAAUGGAAGACUCAAAAUUCAACGUCUUUGCGCAGAAAUGGAAUCGCUGGCCGAACACGGUAUUUUCUUACCUCCUAACAUGCAAGGUCUGACAGAUGAACAAAUUGAAGAGCUGAAGCUGACAGAUGAAUGGGCAAAAAAAUGUAUCCCCAGUGGUGGAAGCACAUUUAAAAAAGAUGACAUUGGACGAAGAAAUGGUCAUGCUCCAAAUGAGAAAAUGAAACAAGUUUUAAAAGCAACCAUAGGAGAAGCUAAGGCACUGAUUUCUAAGGAACAAGUGGAAGCCAAUGUAUGCGUUACUACCAGUAUGGUGAAAGAUGCACUCGACCAGCUCCGAGGAGCUGUAAUGAUUGUUUAUCCAAUGGGGCUCCCUCCAUAUGACCCAAUUAGAAUGGAGUUUGAAAAUAAAGAAGAUCUGUCAGGAACUCAAGCAGCCCUUGAGGUUAUUGAAGAACCAGAGGCCCAGCUGUGGUGGGCAGCAAAGGAACUCAAAAGAACAAACCAGCUUUCUGACUAUGUUGGCAAAAAUGAGAAAACUAAAAUUAUCAUCAAAAUACAAAAAAAAGGGCAAGGAGCUCCAGCACGUGAACCUGUCAUAAGUGGUGAGGAACAUAAACAGAUGAUUCUUUUUUAUCACAGAAGACAAGAAGAACUCAAGAAAUUAGAAGAAAAUGAUGAUGAUUCAUUUUUAGAUUCUGAAUGGGCUGAUAGUCAUGCCUUGAAAAGACAUUUUCAUGGUGUCAAGGAUAUUAAGUGGAGACCAAGAUAAGUUAUUUUGGCAAGAAAAAAUAUUUUUAAGAUAAAACUAACACAGCAAGUUACAUAGGUAACAUCAAUGCACAUUUACUCAUUAAAACUAAAUAUUAGAUUUUUAUUUAUUUAUAAUGUUGAUUGCCUUGUAGUCAAUAAAUCUAUAUUAUUAGGAU